Molecule: messenger RNA, 836 nt
Organism: Pipistrellus kuhlii (Kuhl's pipistrelle)
Lineage: Eukaryota; Metazoa; Chordata; Mammalia; Chiroptera; Vespertilionidae
Gene: PRSS38
Product: serine protease 38
Exons: 3
Biological process (GO): proteolysis
Molecular function (GO): serine-type endopeptidase activity
Source: RefSeq, a predicted model, not a curated record
GGCCGCUGAGAGCCACGUCCACGUGUAAGUGAGCGCGUGACCUGCCAGGGCCCCAGGCGCCCAGAGAGCAGCGGAGCGGAGCCCCCUGGAGCCUGAGCCGCAGGGGCAAACCAUGUGCUGAGGUUCCAGCGCGCGAGGCGCUGGCGUUGGUGCUGCGCCAUCACACCGCGCGGCCGCACCAGGGGGAGUCCCACGGGCUCCAGCCACCGCACCCGGGGGCCCUCAGACUCAUGGCCACCCCGCCCUCCUGCCCUGGUGCUGGGCCUGGAGCUUCCAGCAAAGCCUCGGGCCUCCUCCUGUUGUUGCUGCUGCUGCUGCUGCCCCGCAGGCACCUCGACAGCGAAGGGAUCACCUUGAGCCAGGCCGUGGCCUGUGGCCGGCGCCACGUGCAGGGGAGGAUCCUAGGGGGCACGGACGCCCCUGAGGGGAAGUGGCCAUGGCAGGUCAGCGUGCACUACGGGGGCUUCCACAUCUGCGGAGGGUCCAUCAUCAAUGAGUACUGGAUCCUGUCAGCAGCCCACUGCUUUAGCAAGAACAGGAGCCCUGCGGCAUUUGAUAUGUACGUGGGCCUUGUGGACCUCAAGCUCGCAGGCAACCAUACCCAGUGGUUUGAGGUGAAUAAGGUUAUUAUUCAUCAUACAUUUGAAAUGUACCACCCUCUUGGAGGUGACGUCGCUCUGGUGCAGCUGAAAAGUCCAAUUGUAUUCUCUGACUCUGUACUCCCCAUCUGCAUUGCAACCCCAAACAUGAACCUGAAUAACCUUACCUGCUGGGUGACAGGAUGGGGACUCAUCUCCCAAUCAGGUAAGAGAACAAAAUGGAGCAUCAAUCCCCCU